Molecule: messenger RNA, 624 nt
Organism: Syngnathoides biaculeatus (alligator pipefish)
Lineage: Eukaryota; Metazoa; Chordata; Actinopteri; Syngnathiformes; Syngnathidae
Product: parvalbumin-2-like
Exons: 5
Coding region: 119-448 (109 amino acids)
Cellular component (GO): cytoplasm; nucleus
Molecular function (GO): calcium ion binding
Source: RefSeq, a predicted model, not a curated record
GUUGUAUGAUUGUGUACUGGUUAAAGGAACAUCAAGGCUGUCUUUAAAGUGCCGCUGGUUAAAAUCACCUCUUAUAAUAAUUGUAGAAUUGGCUGAGAAGAUUGGAUAAGAAAAAAAAAUGGCCUUCGCUGGUAUGCUUAAAGAAGCUGAUGUGAAAGUAGCUCUGGAUGGCUGCGCAGCCGCCGACUCCUUCGACUACAGGAAUUUCUUCAGCAUGUGUGGCCUGGCUGGCAAGUCUUCCGAUGAUGUGAAGAAGGCCUUCCUGAUCAUUGACCAGGACAACAGUGGCUUUAUCGAGGAGGAUGAGCUCAAGCUGUUCCUGCAGAACUUCUCCAGGUCUGCUAGGGUGCUCACCGACAAGGAGACCAGAGCCUUCCUCGCCGCUGGGGACAGCGAUGGAGAUGGCAAGAUUGGAAUUGAGGAGUUUGCUGCUCUCGUCAAGGCAUAAAUUCGCCCUGACCAAGACCCUCUUGAUUUCACAGACCACCCCACGCACCAUCUCCUCUUUGUGGGAUCCGGUAAUCAUCAACUGAAAAACAAUAUUUUUUAUCGCUUAUUUAUGAGUUGCCUGCGGACUAUUUUUCAACACGGCUCACAGCUUUUCACUGCUGAGAGUAAAUGUUC